AUGACACAAAAAGGUGUUGUUUCAUAUAUUUCACCAGGAAUUUAUGGUCGAGGUGUCGCUUUGGUUUUCAACGGUGUCCAAUAUUUGACAGCAUCUUCUCCAUAUCUUGAUACAACGUCAAAUGGUUUUACUUUUGAAAUGUGGAUUUAUANUCUCGAUCCCGUCCAUACUACUGUUGCAGCAAGUACUGCUGUUGUCUUUGAAUCAUAA
Messenger RNA from Adineta ricciae, 210 nucleotides. The record is from the annotation of a GenBank genome assembly. Lineage: Eukaryota; Metazoa; Rotifera; Eurotatoria; Adinetida; Adinetidae.